Sciurus carolinensis (gray squirrel) is the source of this 570-nucleotide messenger RNA. RefSeq names its product transmembrane protein 217 (gene Tmem217). Bases 1 to 570 code for a protein of 189 amino acids. The record is from RefSeq and is a predicted model, not a curated record. NCBI's taxonomy places the organism in Eukaryota, Metazoa, Chordata, Mammalia, Rodentia, Sciuridae. The transcript has a single exon.
AUGAAGCAGCAGCAGUGGUGUGGGAUGUCGGCCAAAAUGGGCACCGUGCUGUCGGGGGUCUUCACCAUCAUCUCCACCAACAUGUACCUCAUCUUCGAACAGAAGCACCUGGGGAACGGCAACUGCUCGGAGAUGGGCCCUCAGGAGAACAUCAGCAACCUGCGGCAGUUCGUCAUCUGCUGGAGCUUCCGCAUUGUGCUGUUCCUGUCCAUGGUCACCAUCGCGCUGGGCUGCUGCCUGCUCUACUCGGUCUACGCCCAGCUCUACAAGGGCCUGCUGCUCUACGUGGCCUGGAUCCUCUUUUACGAAGCCAUCAACCUGGUCAUUCAGAUCUUCACCAACGAAUUCAGCAUCGGAGAGGUCCGGGUCAUGCGCUGGCUGGGGUUCGUGUUCAGGGCCCUCUUGCACUGCUUCGGGAUGUUCUUCGUCGUCGUCUACGCCCACAUGAUCUACAAGAGUCAGAACCAGGGCAACAUCGUCUUCUACAACCGGCGCGUUUCCGUGGGCAGCGGAGAAACCCCCCGGCGGAAGUCCAAGAUCUUGAGCUUUGCCCACCACUACAAAGAGUGA